Molecule: messenger RNA, 1110 nt
Organism: Physella acuta
Lineage: Eukaryota; Metazoa; Mollusca; Gastropoda; Physidae
Product: b(0,+)-type amino acid transporter 1-like
Biological process (GO): amino acid transmembrane transport
Cellular component (GO): membrane
Molecular function (GO): L-amino acid transmembrane transporter activity
Source: RefSeq, a predicted model, not a curated record
AUGGGUUCCGGUAUCUUUAUCUCACCAAAAGGCGUGCUGGCGGCCUCCGGGUCUGUUGGCCUAUGUUUGGUUGUCUGGGUCUUGGCUGGAAUUAUUUCCCUUGGAAGUGCACUGUGCUACGCUGAACUCGGCUCCACCAUCAGCAAAUCGGGGGGCGUCUACACUUAUAUCCGCAUGGGAUUAGGGAAUCCCCUGGCAUUCUGCUACGCUUUCUUCAUGAUCUGCAUCCGGGUGCCUGCAACACUGGUCGUCAUGCUCCUCACCUUCUCCAAGUACCUGAUCACCCUCCUCCCCACCUGCGGCUCACCUGAGAACCUGGAGAAACUCAUCACAGCCCUAGCGUUAGUCCUUCUGGUCCUAAUCAACGGCUACAGCUCCUGGCUGGCUGCCCACAUGACUGUGGUGACGACGGCCUGUAAACUUGUGACACUUCUCAUCAUCAUUGUUGGGGGCAUCGUGGUCAUGUGUCAGGGCACCACAAGUGAGCUGGACACCGCCUUCUCUGACACCUCCACUGACCCCUCGUCUCUAGCCUUGGCACUGUACAGCGCACUGUGGGCGACCAAGGGAGGAGAAAAUCUGAACAUGCUGGUGGAGGAGGUCAAGAACCCAUCCAGGAACGUCCCCAGGGCCGCCAUAUUGGGCAUCCUUGUGGUCAUCGUGGUCUACACACUGACCAACGUCUCCUAUCUGGCCGUCAUGACCAAAGAUGAAAUGUUAAAUGCUCAGGCAGUGGCUGUGGUUUUCGGUGAUCGAGUUCUCGGCCCUGCUGCAAUAAUUAUUCCCCUUGCUGUGAUGGUGGCAACUAUGGGGACAGCUAACAACAGGAUUUUUUGCGGCAACAGGUUGAUUUACACCGCUGCCAGGGACAAAAACUUCCCAGAAUUUUUCAGCUACAUCCAGAUCCAUCAGCUGACGCCACUUACAGCCAUGAUGCUAACGGCGACCUUGGCUCUCAUCUGCCUGUCCAGAGCUGACGUUAUAUCCGUCAUCAACUACCUGGGGUUCCUCCUGUCGUUCUUUGACGUGUGUGUUUACCUGGCCAUGCUGAGGUUCAGGCUGCAGACGAUGAAACACGUGCGAGGAACUGUACGGGUGGGUGAAGGUUAA